ACCGUGUCACGCGUCACAGACCCAGGUGACAGUAAGGAAGUGAAAAUGGCUGCGACGGGGCAGGAGGCAGCUGCUAUGGACAGCAUUUCUCGCGCGCCUCCGUCAGUGCUUCAGCUGAGGAUCGACGCUGAUCCCGUAGAAGAGCCCGAAGAUCCAGGACAUGAUGAGGCGAGAGAGAAUGUAGCACCUGCGCCCAAAAGAUCCACCAACAACAAUGAUGGUGGAGUGGAAACGGCAGAAGAGGCUACAGAGCCGGCUGAGCCUGACAUCAACGAGCUCUGCAAAGACAUGUUCGAGAAGAUGGCAGUGUUUCUGCAAGGAGAACUCACAGCCACUUGUGAGGACUAUAAACUUCUGGAGAAUAUGAACAAGCUCACCAGCCUGAAGUACAUGGAGAUGAAGGACAUUUCGAUCAACAUCAGCCGUAACUUGCAAGACCUCAAUCAGAAGUAUGCAAGCUUGCAGCCAUACCUAGACCAGAUAAACCAGAUUGAGGAACAGGUCACAGCUCUGGAGCAGGCUGCGUAUAAACUGGACACGUACUCCAAAAAACUGGAGGCCAAGUUUAAGAAACUGGAGAAGCGCUGAGACGUGAGUGUGUGGAAAGAUGGAGGCCCAGUUAAAGCUUCGGUUCAGAUCAGCCCCGCUUGCUUCAGGAGGCUCCCCGGGUUCCUGCCGUGCUGCUGCUUCUAGUAUUAAUUGGUUUCCAGUAGGAUCCAGAAACACACCUUCAGGUUUCUUGGAUAAACACAGUUUUAUGAUUAGCUCCUGAUUUUGCUCAGAUUGUGGAAAAGACUCCAAGAAGCUUGUGCACUGGUCUGCAAAAGCAUGGACAUUGUGGCCUUUCAUGUUUGAUGUGAGCCCUGUAUCCAUGUCCGAUAUCUUACAGCUGAUGUACUGAAGGAAACUUGCAGCGUUGGGUUUGUGUGUGCGUGUGAACCUGACUGAACCGUGUGAUGAGGAAUAAAGUGCUGUAAUUGACUGUAGUGGGUUAAAAAGAAUGACCCUAGUUUGAUGACCCUAAAAUUAAUUAAAAAUGUCCCUAGUAUCUGAUUUGAUUUUCUAUUUAAUAUUGUACUAAGAUCUCUUAUUUCUGUAAAGUAGUAUGUUGGAUGACUGGAAAUGCAAACAUUUCUGUAAAUGUUCAGUCCUUUUUUUAAAUAUAAAACAUUCUGUUAUGGUAUUUGUGAAGGUAUAAAAAUACAGUGGAAGAUGCAGAGUGGUUAUUAAAAAGGCAAUUUCUGAACCUGAA
Messenger RNA from Pangasianodon hypophthalmus (striped catfish), 1252 nucleotides. It is a transcript of the gene bloc1s2, whose product is annotated as biogenesis of lysosomal organelles complex-1, subunit 2. Gene Ontology annotation, cellular component: BORC complex; BLOC-1 complex; gamma-tubulin complex. Gene Ontology annotation, molecular function: gamma-tubulin binding. Bases 46 to 588 code for a protein of 180 amino acids. Gene Ontology annotation, biological process: lysosome localization; endosomal transport. The transcript has 5 exons. The record is from RefSeq and is a predicted model, not a curated record. Lineage: Eukaryota; Metazoa; Chordata; Actinopteri; Siluriformes; Pangasiidae.